Messenger RNA from Penicillium lagena, 336 nucleotides. RefSeq names its product transcription initiation factor IIA subunit gamma. Gene Ontology annotation, cellular component: transcription factor TFIIA complex. The record is from RefSeq and is a predicted model, not a curated record. The transcript is spliced from 3 exons. Lineage: Eukaryota; Fungi; Ascomycota; Eurotiomycetes; Eurotiales; Aspergillaceae. Bases 1 to 336 code for a protein of 111 amino acids. Gene Ontology annotation, molecular function: TBP-class protein binding; RNA polymerase II general transcription initiation factor activity. Gene Ontology annotation, biological process: transcription initiation at RNA polymerase II promoter; RNA polymerase II preinitiation complex assembly.
AUGGCGACGCAGUCCUACUAUGAGCUCUACCGUGGGAGCAGUCUCGGCCUGUCUCUGACCGACACGCUGGACGACCUCAUCAACGAAGGCCGCAUCGAGCCCCAGCUCGCCAUGAAGAUCCUCUCCACUUUUGACCGGGUUGUCACCGAGGUGCUGGCGGAGAAAGUCCGCGCUCGGCUUACCUUCAAGGGCCACCUUGACACAUACCGAUUCUGCGACGACGUCUGGACGUUCCUCAUCAAGGAUGUGACCUUCAAGCUGGAUAAUCAGCAAGCCGUACAGGCAGAUAAGGUGAAGAUUGUGAGCUGCAACAGCAAGCGGCCUGGAGAGGUAUGA